AUGGGUAACAACUUUAGUCUCUUCAUCCUGGCUCUGUGCAUUCUGCAUCUCACCCGUGGCAUACUUGGAGUUAGACCCCAUGCUGGAAAUCAGGAGGAGCUUGGUGUCUCUGGUGGCAACUUAAAGCCAAUCAACCUGAAGAUGGAUGGUUUGGAUCCACCUCCUGCAAAUGUGUCAACGUUCCCUAAUUAUGGCGUCAGAACUUCCUAUGAUGCUGCAUAUAAAACCCAUGUGGCACGGGAUUACUAUGGGAUUGAAGCUACAAUCGACGUAUAUGGUCUCUCUUUGCGUCAAGAUCAACACAGUGGAGCUGCCUUGAUUAUUAAGAAUUCGAAAUCGUUCCAUCGUAACAUGAUUGUUGUUGGAUGGCAUGCUUAUCCAUGGCAGUAUGGUGGUAAUACAGACACUCGCUUUUUCACUUACUGGACGAGCGAUAACCAAGGAUGGACGGGCUGCUACGAUUUAACCUGUCCAGCAGGUUAUGUUCCUGAGAAAGGUGCCAUAGUGCCAGGAACUAAACUGAGCCCCGUUUCGAACCCCAAUGGAGCCAAGCAAACCAUCAACCUAAAAGUUUUCAAGGACAAAGCAACGGGAGACUGGCUUGUGCACUGUGGGUUCGGGUCGAAGCCAAAGUUAAUCGGUCGUUUCCCGAAGACCUUGUUCACCACCUUGGCCGACAAGGCAGAUGAGAUACAAGCCCGAGGUUUUGUGCUGACUCAAGCUAGUCCUUUGGCCCCGAUGGGGAGCGGUUUCCGUCCCAGCAACGUGAAAGCUGCAUCAUUCAGCAAUAUCAUGUUUCUGGAUCAAGAUGGCAAGAGGUUCCGAGCCCCGCAAGAUUUCACGCCCUACAUGACGAACGACAAGGUGUACACCGUGUCCCUGAUCAGCCCCAACGGCAGGUUCACAUAUGGCGGGCCGUCUAAAUGA
Messenger RNA from Triticum turgidum subsp. durum (durum wheat), 927 nucleotides. The record is from the annotation of a GenBank genome assembly. NCBI's taxonomy places the organism in Eukaryota, Viridiplantae, Streptophyta, Magnoliopsida, Poales, Poaceae.